CGCCCCCCUUUUCAGCUUCUUGCAAGAGAGAAGCAGCUGCUGCGUGUCCGUCUGCCGACCUAGACGAUGGAAAGAGUUGAAUGAAUCGGCGCUUUUUCUCUCCUUCUUUCUCCCUUUGAUGGUCUAGAGUGAGUCAAAAUAAUGUCGGCGUGUUGUUCGUGGCUGUUUCGCCGAAUCUUCGAGGGGGCGGUCGUCUUCUGCGUCCUGGUUUUCCUACCCGGCAUCCCGCCGCAGAUGAGCUUCACCGCCUUCAGCGUAACCGAGCCGGUCGAGCUGAAGGGCGUGUUCGCCGUGAAUGAUAAACUGGAUGGAAUCGAGAAGCUGUUCAAUCAGGAAAUCAAGGGACCUGAGGGUUUUGCUAUUUUUGAUGGCACGGUGUACACAGGACUCAAAGGAGGCAGGCUCGUCAAGGUUGUUGGCGAUACUUUGGUGGAUGUUGCCGAUCUGUCGCACCCCUGUGAUGGAAUGUGGGAUGAAGUGCAUUGCGGUCGCAUCCUUGGCAUGAACUUUGACAAGAACGGAGUGCUGUACGUUGCUGACGCACAGUAUGGCGUUUACCAAGUGAAUGUUAAGACUGGCGAACACUCUCUUCUCUUUUCGUCCGAGAAACCAAUUGAAGGGAAGAAAGCCAUUUUGGUCAACUCUCUUGUUUUGUCUUCGGACGCGUCUACUAUGUACUGGACCACGUCAAGCACUGAAGCCAACUUGGAGGAUGGCCUCUUGAGUCUGCUGGGAGACGGCUCUGGAAGACUGUUCAAGUUUGAUAUGAAAACCAAGACGCACACGUUACUUAUGGAUAAUUUGCACUUUGCCAACGGAGUGGCUCUCUCCUUGAAAGAGGAUUUCCUCGUGAUCGCUGAGACUGUUCGCGGAAGACUGCAUAGAUAUUGGCUGAAAGGACCAAAGGCUGGUCAAAGUGAAGUGUUCAUUGAUGGACUGCCCGGCAUGCCUGACAACCUGAGACAAACAGGACACGGAAGUUUCUUUGUGCCGCUAGUGGCCGCCCGAUUCAACACGAUGCCUGUAUUGUCCGACGUGAUUGCCCCUUACCCACUGGUUAGGAAGUUUUUGGCCCGACUCAUCUGCGUUCUCAAGGCGCCUUUCUACCUUGUUAACAAAUACUACCCCAAUGUCUACACAGGAACCUUCACUCACAUGUUUUUCUUACAGUUGGGCAGCUUCGAGUUUAUGACCCCGUUUGCGACCAAAGCGCUGAUCGUGCUGGAAGUGAACGAGUCUGGCGAGGUGAUAACCACACUGCAGAGCAAGGACAACAGGGUGGUGGGCAUCAGCGACAUCAUUCUGCAUGACAACACCUACUACUUUGGCUCGCCAUUCAACACCUUCCUUGGCCGGCUCAAAACCCGCGUGCCCAUCCGCGUUAAGCUGUCCGACCUGCAAAAGGAAGAGGCGGGGAAAACAACCACCACAACAACCUCCACCACCACCACCACCACCACCACAACAACAACCACAACGACAACUCCCAGACCCACAACAACUACAAUGACAACAAGACCCACAACAACAACUCCAAAACCCACAACGACAACGGAAACGACGACUACCAAAGCUCCGACCAAACCGCCAACAACGCAGGCCCCAACCACAAAACCACCUACAACGAAAGCAACCACAACCACAACCAAACCUCCAACCACCACCCCUCGAGCAACCACCAAAGCUGCCCCGACGACCGUAAAGCCGGUUGUGAAACAACCUACCACCGCAAAGCCAGCUGAGCGCGUUGAAUUGUAAAAUAAUCCGUCAUGUUGUUGAACUCUGGGUUUAAGGGAACAAAGAGAACAGUUUUCAAAAGCAGCUGCUGGAUUAACUAUAAGUUGUUACGGUUUGAAUGUAGUCUCUUCUGCACAAGAUUCUUAAUUUGAACGCCAUCAAGGGGUCUGUAAGUGUGAGUGGAAAAAUUUCUCCCCUCAACCUGACAAAUCUGCAAUCUCAGAAUGUUUCUGUGAUUCUUGGGAAAUACAAUGGCGACCCCUUUAAAGACAGAACCACUUGAAAUCUUUAUACCUUUAGAUUGAUUAAUUAGUUUUAUGGCAUCUAAAUUACUGGAAUGUAAUUCCAUAAAAAUACUGCAAAUUUUGGAUAUUUCAAGUGGAUCUCUCCUCUAAGCAUGUGAAUCUGGAUUGAACCACCUAUACAUCAUCAAUUUUUAAUAUCUUGAGCCUCGAAGACUGGGCUUAAGAACGUUAAUAUAUUACUCUAUAUUAUUUUCAUUUUUGAUAAUUAUUUAAUCUUUGGAACCAUUUUUGUUGAAGUUGAUUGAAAGAAAUUCUGCUCAAAGUAUAAAAGUUUUGUCAUAACCAAAAGUAGAGGUAUUGAUUGAUUUACAGUUGGCUAAAAGCAUUGAUUUAUGAAUCAUCGAAUCAACCAAAACACAGUUUUGCAUUUAUACUAAACUUGUCCAUUAAUUGCUGAGCAGUGUCGUGAUUCGUGAUCUGUCCUGCACAGCACACUACUCAUCCACAAAUGCAUCAUAAUAAUAAUGUUAUAUUGUUCUAGAGUGCGCUUCAACGAAAUAUUUGGUUGUUCAAAUUAUUGUUUGUUAUUUUGGCACUUAAGUUUAUGAAUAAAUAAAGUUUAUAGAAUAGA
Molecule: messenger RNA, 2613 nt
Organism: Cloeon dipterum
Lineage: Eukaryota; Metazoa; Arthropoda; Insecta; Ephemeroptera; Baetidae
Product: adipocyte plasma membrane-associated protein Hemomucin-like
Exons: 7
Coding region: 142-1758 (538 amino acids)
Biological process (GO): biosynthetic process
Cellular component (GO): endomembrane system
Molecular function (GO): hydrolase activity; strictosidine synthase activity
Source: RefSeq, a predicted model, not a curated record